Vitis vinifera (wine grape) is the source of this 2540-nucleotide messenger RNA. Its product is annotated as G-type lectin S-receptor-like serine/threonine-protein kinase LECRK3. Lineage: Eukaryota; Viridiplantae; Streptophyta; Magnoliopsida; Vitales; Vitaceae. The transcript has a single exon. Bases 27 to 2345 code for a protein of 772 amino acids. The record is from RefSeq and is a predicted model, not a curated record. Gene Ontology annotation, molecular function: protein serine/threonine kinase activity; ATP binding. Gene Ontology annotation, biological process: recognition of pollen; protein phosphorylation.
AGAGAAAUAGAGGUUCCUUUCUUCUCAUGGCUGCUGUCUUCAUAUUUCUACUUCUUCUCUUUUCCUUUUCUAUUACAACAGCUCAACAAAGGCACUCCAAUAUAAGCAAAACCUCUUCUCUUACCCCCACCACUGACUCUUUGUGGUUCUCACCUUCUGGUUUUUUUGCCUUUGGAUUCUAUCAUGCAGAAGGUGGAUUUGCUAUAGGUAUUAUUCUUGUAGGAAAUCCCCAAAACACUAUAGUAUGGACAGCCAAUCGUGAUGAACCCCCAGUCUCCAGCAACGUGUCCUUAGUAUUCACCGUUCAUGGGCUUGUCUUGCGGACCUCACAAGGCCGGGAAAUAUCGAUCAUUGAUCCCCACCAGAAUGCUUCCUCAGCUUCCAUGCUCGAUUCAGGGAAUUUUGUGCUCUAUAAUUCCAAACAAGAGAUCAUAUGGCAGAGUUUUGAUCACCCAACUGACACCCUUUUAUCAGGUCAGCGUCUCCAGGCGGGAGCAGAGCUCGUCUCCAGUGUCUCAGAAAAAAACUACUCAACUGGUAUGUUCCAGUUGAAGAUGCAGCAUGAUGGAAACCUUGUACAGUACCCAACAAAUGUUCCAGAAGUAGUUGAAUAUGCUUAUUGGGCAUCUGACACACAUGGAGAAGGAGAUAAUGCAACACUAAAUCUUGAUGCUGAUGGCUAUCUGUACUUACUCAAUGCCACCGGCUUCAAUAUAAAGAACCUAACAGAUGGAGGAGGUCCACAGGAAGAAACAAUCUAUCUUAUGAAAAUUGAUGUGGAUGGGAUUUUCAGAUUGUAUUCUCGGGGUUUGGAUCAGAGCAGCGAAUGGUCAGUGGAAUGGUCAUCCUCAAUUGAUAAAUGCGAUCCUAAAGGCUUGUGUGGCCUGAAUAGUUAUUGCAGUUUAAUGGAUCAAGAGCCUGUUUGCACUUGUCUCCCUGGCUUUGAUUUUGUUGAUAAAAGCCAGAAAAGUUGGGGCUGCGAAAGGAACUUUGUUGCAGAAGCCUGCAAGAACAACGAUGGAAGCAUCGAAUACAGUAUCGAAUCACUGCAGAGUGUCAUGUGGGAAGAUGAUUCAUAUUUGGUCAUUUCGUCAAGAACUGAAGAGAACUGCAUAGAAGCCUGCUUGGAAGACUGCAAUUGUGAAGCUGCAUUAUUCAAAAACAGCGAGUGCAGAAAGCAAAAGCUUCCUUCGAGAUUUGGAAGAAGAUCGCUGAGUGAUGAAACAACAGCUUUUGUCAAGGUAGGCACGUCCACCGCAACCCGACGUGCACCCAAAGAAAGCAAAAAAGAGUGGCGAAAGGACAUCCUAAUCAUAAGCUGUUCACUUCUUGCUCUAGCGUGCAUUGUCUUAGCGAUAUCUGGACUUCUUAUUUACAGAAAUCGUGGCUGCACAUUGAAAAAAGUAUCUAAGCAAGGGAAUUUGCGUUUGACAGAGGGUGCCACAUUGCAAUCAUUUACUUACCAAGAGCUUAAAAAAGUGACCAAUGGCUUUACGGAAGUGCUUGGUAAGGGAGGAUUUGGUACCGUUUAUAAGGGAGCCAUGUCAAACGGACAGAGGCUAGUAGCGGUAAAGAAACUCAACGUCUCCACAGGGGAAAAGGAGUUUCGUACUGAGAUGAAAGCACUUGCGGGAACACAUCACCGGAACCUGGUCCAAUUGCUGGGUUAUUGCCUUGAAGGUCCAAACAGAUUUCUGGUGUAUGAAUAUAUAAGCAAUGGUUCCCUUGCAAAUUUACUAUUCACACCAGCUAAAUGGCCUCGUUGGGAUGAAAGGAUGGGAAUUGCGCAGAAUGUAGCAAGAGGUAUCCUCUAUCUGCAUGAAGAAUGUGAGACUCAGAUUAUGCAUUGCGACAUAAAACCACAGAACAUACUUAUGGAUGAGUAUGGGGGUGCAAAAAUUAGUAGCUUUGGAUUGGCAAAAAGGCUGAAGCAUGGCCAGACCAGCACCCUUGCUGAGAUCCGAGGAACAAAGGGUUAUAUUGCACCGGAGUGGUUCCGAAACCAGCCGGUGACAGUUAAAGUAGACGUGUACAGCUUUGGAAUCAUGUUGUUGCAGAUCAUAUGUUGCCGAAAGAAUUUCGACUUGAGCCUUCCUGACGAAGAAAUUGGCCUUAAUGAAUGGGUUAGUCAUUGUUUUGAGGCAGGUGAGCUGGGUAAACUAGUGGAUGAUGAAGAGGUGGACAAACGAGAACUGGAGAGGAUGGUUAAAGUGGGACUUUGGUGCAUCCAGGAUGAGCCGCUGUUCCGUCCCUCAAUAAAGAAGGUUCUUCUGAUGUUGGAAGGCAGUAUUAUAGACAUCCCUGUACCUCCCAGUACUUCUACUACUUAUUUUAGUGCCGUCUAGGAUCAGAUAAUGUUCCUGCGUGGCUUUGACCCACUGUGCAAAAUAAAACAGAUGGAUAGAAACCCUCCUGUUGUCUUAAGUUAAUUGUUGAGUAAUUCCUCUUCACUUUCCGCCUAUUUAGAGUCUAAUGUAGAGUACUUUAAUUGAUGCAAAAUUUACAUCUUAUUCUUGUUUUAGUUGUAAUGACCUGCUUCU